Messenger RNA from Hibiscus syriacus, 1275 nucleotides. RefSeq lists its product as uncharacterized. The record is from RefSeq and is a predicted model, not a curated record. The transcript has 11 exons. The coding region runs from base 1 to 1275 and encodes 424 amino acids. Lineage: Eukaryota; Viridiplantae; Streptophyta; Magnoliopsida; Malvales; Malvaceae.
AUGGCUAACCGCUUGUUCAUGCCUCCAUCUCCAUUUCCAAUUCACCAGACUCACAAAAUAUGCUCCUCCGAAUCCAUUCUCAAAUUCCCUUUUUCUCCCGCAAUUCGUCCCCGUUCGACUCGAACAAUCUUAUGUAACUACAAUGAAUCCAACCGCAGCAACCAGAUACAGAAUCAGCCCUAUCAUGGUAUCGAGAGAUUACUUACAGACACCGUUAGGCAAUCGUCAGGUGCUUGGGGUGCUUCAAGUGAUUGGAACCAAGUCGAGGGAGCAUGGGUUCUCAAACCCAAAGGCUUGAAACCGAAUUCAGUUGUUCAUUUUCUUGGUGAUCUAUUUGUUGGAGCAGCUCCCCAACUUACUUAUCGUUUGUUUCUUGAGCGCCUUUCGGAAAAGGGUGUUCUGGUGAUUGCAACACCAUAUGCUAGCGGAUUUGAUUACUUCUUCAUCGCCGAUGAAGUACAGGCCAAAUUCGGCAGGUGCUUACGGUUUCUACAAGAAACAGAGCAUGAUCUUCCUACUUUUGGUAUUGGCCAUUCUUUGGGUUCUGUCAUCCACCUUUUGAUCGGUUCAAGAUAUGCCGUGAAAAGGAGUGGGAAUGUAUUAAUGGCAUUCAACAACCAGAAAGCAAGCUUAACUAUCCCAUGGCUCUCAACUGUUCUUGUACCAGUGGCCCAAUGCAUUGGACCAUUUCUAUCACGAAUUGCAUCGUCGCCGACAAUCCGCAUGGCGGGUGAGAUGACAGUAAAGCAAAUGGAAAGCCUUAGUCCUCCCAUUAUAAAGCAGGUUCUCCCUCUAGUUGAGCAACUUCCUCCCUUGUACAUAGACUUAGCCAAUGGAAGAGAUGAUUUUACUCCAAAACCUGAAGAAGCUCAGCGACUUAUAAAGUCAUACUACGGUGUUUCAAGAAAUCUGUUGAUAAAGUUCAAUGACGACUCGAUAGAUGAAACUCCAAACUUGGCUAAGGUGCUAAGUUCGGAGUCGGCCAUCAGUUCAAUGCUAGACAUGUCGAUUCGAUUGUUAGCAGGAAAUCAUGGGCUUCCUCUCCAACAAGUUCUUCCAGAGGUUCCACCCAUGAUAGCAGAUGCAGUUACUCGUGGAAGUGAGCUUUUGGCGAAUCUGAGUGCAGGAACACAGUGGGAGACCGUGGCCAAAGAGGUCGACAAUACAUUAGGCGUUGAGUCUAGCAUUAUACGAACGGAAACUUUGAAGGACAUUAACAUUCUGGUGGAUGUGAUCACUUCCUGGAUAGCUUCAGAUUCAGGUGCAAAACUUUGA